This is a messenger RNA of Plasmopara halstedii, 945 nucleotides long. RefSeq lists its product as uncharacterized. NCBI's taxonomy places the organism in Eukaryota, Oomycota, Peronosporomycetes, Peronosporales, Peronosporaceae. Gene Ontology annotation, biological process: protein insertion into ER membrane. The coding region runs from base 1 to 945 and encodes 314 amino acids. Gene Ontology annotation, cellular component: cytosol. The record is from RefSeq and is a predicted model, not a curated record. The transcript is spliced from 4 exons. Gene Ontology annotation, molecular function: protein binding.
AUGAAUCGCCGAGCGUUGGCACGGAAGGCUGCAGGUGCCAAUGUGGUGCCCCCCCAGGGUAGCACUGGCGCAGGUAUGGAAAAUGUAACGAAAAAGCUGGAGCUACAGCUAGUGGAAGGCAAUUUUUACGGCGCAUUACAAAUGUAUAAGACGCUAUUUAUGCGUCUGCUCAAGGGAGACGAACCCAAUGAAGAUCAGCAAGAACGUGCGGUGGCGCUCGCUUUAGAAGCAGCGCUUAAGCUGAUUGAGCAUGACCAGACUACUGCAUCCAUUGAGAUGGCUAAUCUUAUGAUCUCCGUUUAUAUCGACUUUCACCACCCAGUGGACGACGCGCACAAGCAGCGUAUUCGACAAAUCGACGCGGCAUUUCAUUCUAAACCCCAAUUUUGUGCUGAUCUGACCACUUUUCUCAAAAACGCUGUCAAAUGGUCAGCAAGUGAAGGUACACGCCAGCGUGGAGAUCCUGAAUUACAGCUACUUCUGGCGCGUGCUUAUCAAGUUGUUGGAGAUUAUCCUCACGCUAUGAAGCACUUUUUGCAUGCCGAGAACCCACAGGAAUUAGCUGAUACACUGUUUCAGUGGUCUUCACAUGGAUAUCCAAAUGAAUUCGACUUAUAUCUUGCUCGUGCUGUAUUGCAACUGCUCAGUCUGGAGAAUCUACGUGACGCAAAUAAAGUUUACGAAGUGUACGUAGCUAAGUGUCAGAAUGCAAGUCGUCCAGUGGACCUACCGCUAUUUAAUUUCACGCGAUACUUGCUGCUGACGCUGGAGCGCGAUGCAUUGCCUCUAUUUCAGAUGCUUCAAGAUCGCUACGCUCCUGCACUUGCUCGCGAUGCCAGUUUGAAAAACUAUUUAGACAUCAUUGGCCAGAAGUUCUAUGGAUUGCAACCCUCGCGAUCAGGUCUUAGCGCUUUGCUUGAGAUGUUUUCUGGUGGCAUGCAAUGA